Molecule: messenger RNA, 4782 nt
Organism: Procambarus clarkii (red swamp crayfish)
Lineage: Eukaryota; Metazoa; Arthropoda; Malacostraca; Decapoda; Cambaridae
Source: RefSeq, a predicted model, not a curated record
AUGGCCGGUGGCCCUACACUCACCAUCCUGGCGACGACAGGAAUUUUGCUCCUGAUAGUGUGUUUGUCGGAGGCCAACUCGACCUUCCCGCUGGAGGAGGACAUAAAAAAGGAUGACCUCAGCGAGUACGACUACAGCGAGGAGGACGCAGGCAUCCAUGGGACGGAGAAGACUCGUAGUGGGCUGUGUGUUCCUGAUUGCAGCAGAGAUGGUGCCAUCAGGCUGGACCGAACCUCUUGCAAGCACUACUUCGUGUGCAGCCUCCAGCACCAGCACCUGGUCCUCCUCCGCUGUACUUGUCCACCCCACGCCCCAGUCUUCAACAGUACAAUUGCCACGCUUCCCAACCCAACCACCGCCACAACUACCACAUCAGAUCCCACCAUCAUCACCUCAACUACCAUCUUUGACACAUCCAUCAUUACUAAUACUGCCACCAGUUCCAUUGCUGCAGCCAGUACCACCACUCCCAAUUCUGACACCACCCCUAGUCCAACCACCACCACAAUCACUGCUACCACCUCUAUUAGUAGUAUUAACACUAAUGUCACAGUUUCAAGUAAUGCUCUCUCAAGCACAACAACAUCUGCUGUUGUUCCCCCAUUUCUGGAUACAGCAACAACCACCAUUACCACAUUGUCCCCAGCUGCCAUAACUACUCACUCACCAGUCACUGCUACUAUUAGUGUACCAUUUUCUGUUAUCCUGCCUGCCACAGUCACUACCUCUCCUGAAGCUGUAGCAUCACCAACUCUCACUUUGCCCCUAAAUGCCAUAUUUGAUUUGAUUCCACCAUUUCCUGCAACUUUCACUAAUAUUGACAAAACUUGGUUUACCUUACCGUCUACCAUUACCACACUAUCCAUAGCCACCACCAUAGAAUUUGCAUCUACCAUCACACCAACCACCAUACCCGAAACAGUGUCUACCACAUCCACCAUCGCCACUAAGCCACCAUUAACAUCUACGGCCAGCACUAUACCAGAAACUGUGCUUACCAUCAGCAUAUUAUCACCAGCCUCCGCAACUCCUGUGUCAGUGUCAGGUUCCUUGGACUGCAACGCCAUACAGUGCAUGUCCAUCAACUCUCGGGUACAGGACAAAUACAACUGCAGCAGGUACUACAAGUGUGUCCUGCAGGAGGGUCGCCUUGUGCCCCGUCCCUACAUCUGCCCAAAUGUUCUGCCAGUAUUCAGCCACUUCCUUCAGCUCUGCCUCACAGGAAUCAAGUGUCGUGCCCCGUGUCCCACAACCACAGCUGAGGCAGCAGAUGUUGUAGAAGUUUUGGCCGGAGAUGUUGGCAAUAUUACAAUACCUCAGGAAAUAUCUGUUUCUCCACUGUUGACAAAUUUCAACACAAAUUUUACUAUGACAUCUGAGCUGUUUGCAGACACAACAGCAUCACCUGAAAUGGCUACUGGCUUGAUACUAAUGCCAACAGAUACUGCUGAUGAGGUCAUAACAUCAUCCAAAAAUGUCACAAAUAUAACAGAAUUAUUUGAAACAUCUACAUUAUUUCCAAUAUCAUCGGAAAAACCUGUAACCAUCCCAGUACCAACUGAUACACCUACUGUAACUCCCUCAUCAACUAAUGCAUCAAAUGUACCAAUAACUGACAUAUCUGCUGUAGGUCCAACAUCAUCUGAUACAACUUCAUUUGUCUCAACAUUACCAACCACAUCUGAAAUCAUCUUAACAGCCAGUACAAGUGAAACAUCAUCUGGAUUAUUUAUUAUACCUGUUAUAACAGCAGCAACAUUAACAGAUGAUGUAAUACUGUUUGAGACAAGCACAAGUGCUACAUCUGCUGACACAGUUUCAGCAAUAUAUGAGACAACGACUGGAGUUCCAAUAUCAACCAAUAUGACAGAGGCAGGAUUAGGUGCACCAACCAACACAACACAGUCUCGACCUCAUGUAUCAGAAGAGGCAACAGCAUUCCCCGGAAUGCCGGAAGUGGUCCAAGUCACUGCAACACCUGGAUGGGAGGGAACAUGUGAAUUAUCAUGUCCAGCACCAGACAUGAAGGUAGGAGAUCCUCGUGAUUGCCAUUACUUCUUUAUAUGUAGAUUCACUGACAACUUGACGCUGAAACCCAUCAGGGUUAAGUGCCCACUCAGACGACCUAUGUUCAAAGCUGGCACAGGUGAAUGUGUAGAGAGGUUCCCUUGUUUGGCGAAGUGCCCUGCUUCUACCAAUCUCAUCUUCUUGCCACCUCCACAACCCACCUCCUCUUCCCCACUCGUCACAUUCUCUAACUCGACACCGGCCACAUACACCUCCCUCUCCCCAUAUCCUACCAACUUUGACAUAAUUACUAAUACAAUAGACACUCCUUCAUCUAAUGGGACAUUUACAAUAGGUGCCACUACUUCACCCUCAACCAUCACAACAAAUCUUCCUGCUGACUGCAAUCCUACAUGUCUAGUUGCUGACUCCUGGUUGGCAGACCCAACAGAUUGUCAUUUCUUUUAUGUCUGCCACUUUAUCAAUGAUGUCAUAGCCAGACCUCGCCGAAUUAGAUGUCCAACUAAUCGACCAAUUUUCAACCAGGAGCUUGGAAGAUGCACUGCUGAAGGUCGUUGUAUCACCUCUUGUAAAAAUUUAACGAGCACAAGCGAGAUGAACAUGUCUCUAGCAGAACUUGAUGCACCUAACUGUCAUCCCACUUGUGUCCUCCCUAAUUCUCGCAUGUCAGACCCUACAGACUGCUACUACUAUUACAUCUGUGUCAUCCUUGACAGCCUAUCCCCGAGGGCUGUCCGCACCAAGUGCCCACAGUCAAAGCCAUUUUUUGACAGUAGGAGAAAAGUUUGUGUGGCAGAAGCCGAGUGCAUUAUAACUUGCAGCCAAUUGAAUUCAACAACCACCUUUACAACAGCACCUUCACUUGCAGAUGAUGUCUGUAACCCUGUGUGUCUUAAGCCAGAGACUGUAGUGGCUGACCCACGUGACUGUAACCAUUAUUAUAUCUGUUCAGCCACUGAUGGCAUAAUAAUCAGUCCCACCAGGAUGCGGUGCCCAUCACAUCUCCCUGUCUUUGACCACAGCACGAGUAGCUGCAACAGGAAUGCCAAAUGUGUGGUGACUUGCCAGUCAAACACCACCGCCACCACCACAACCCCAGCCUCUACCACAUUAUCUUUAUCUAACAUCUUAAGCAACAACACAAUGGUCACCAGCACUCCUGUCAAUGAUGUCAGCAGCACUGUGGGUCAGGGGCACAGGCCAAAGCAGUGUCGGCCCAACUGCACUUCACACAACACAAUUCAUCAUGAUCCACUUGACUGUCAUUACUACUAUGUGUGUAUGAUAGGAAGGGGCAAAUCGUAUCUCACCAGGAUCCAGUGUCCACCCAGAAGACCCAUCUUCCAUCUGCCCACCUACAGCUGCCAGAGAGCUGUGCCUUGCAUCACCACUUGUAAAGAUAUAGUUGUUCCACCAUCAUAUGCUACAGUCACCAGCUCCACUGUGGAAGUAACCAGCUCCACCACAUGGAACAUCAGCUCCUCCAUAGGACCUACCAGCCUCACCUCAGAGGCCAUCAGCUCCUCCACUGGAGCUGGCAUCUCUACCACAUGGAAUGCCAGCUCCUCUACAUGGAAUGUCAGCUCCUCUACAGGACAUACCAGCCCCACCACUGGAGUCACCAGCCCCACCACAUGGAAUGUCAGCUCCUCUACAGGACAUACCAGCCCCACCACAUGGAAUGUCAGCUCCUCUACAGGACACACCAGCCCCACCACAGGAGUCACCAGCCCCACCACAUGGAAUGUCAGCUCCUCUACAGGACAUACCAGCCCCACCACUGGAGUCACCAGCCCCACCACAUGGAAUGUCAGCUCCCCUACAGGACAUACCAGCCCCACCACAUGGAAUGUCAGCUCCUCUACAGGACAUACCAGCCCCAUCACAUGGAAUGUCAGCUCCUCUACAGGACAUACUAGCCCCAUCACUGAAGUCACCAGCCCCAUCACAUGGAAUGUCAGCUCCUCUACAGGACAUACUAGCCCCAUCACUGAAGUCACCAGCCCCACCACAUGGAACAUCAGCUCCUCCACUGGAGAUGCCAGUCCCACCACAGAAGUCACCAGCUCUACCACAUGGGAUGUCAGUUCCUCCACUGGAGACACCACCUCCACUGCAGAAGAUACCAGCUCCACCUCAAAUAUCAACUCCAUCAUAUCCACCACAGAAGUGAGCUCUAGCACCAUCACAGGAGAUGCUAAUUUCAUCACAACCAAUACAGGAGAUAUCAUCUCUACCUCACCUACCACAGUAGAUAUUAGCUUCACUACAACAGCCACAGAAAACAUCACCACCAACGGGGAAGGGGAAAACAACACUGGUGGUGUUGUGAGGUGUGAUCCUGUGUGUCCCAAGGCAGGUGUCCUGGUGGCAGACCUCAGCAAUUGCCACAGAUAUUUCGUGUGUGUCUACGUUGACAGUUUGGCUCCCCGCCCCAUACGUGCCACUUGCCCAACACUCACACCUGUCUUUGAUGUCACCAAGCGACGGUGUGUGGCCGAUGCCCCGUGCUACCAGCCUUGUGCUCCACAUUUGCUGCCUUCAACUCAAGUAUCACCUGCUGCCACUGGGUCCACCACAUCUGACCUACUUUUACCAGUCAACUCACCUAUCUCAGGUGGUUCACUUGGUCCAGGUGGCUCUCCUGAGUCAGGUGCCUCAGGGGAGGUGGCAACUACUGUAAAUCUCCGAGGUACUGUAUAUUCUUACAUAAAACCUGAUAACAAGCAUUAUUAUGUAAAUUUGGUACUAUAG